AUGUCGUCGAAAACUUGGACAGUCGAACAGCGCGAAGCACGCUACAGCGACCUCCCAGCAGUGGCUCAUGUAACAGCCUUAGCCUUCUUUGAUGACAAUCUGUUCGGCGAUUUAAUACAUCCGUAUCGAGAGCAAUAUCCCAGCGACGUGGAACUAUUCUGGCUGCGCAAAGCUCGAGUAAACUACUGGGAUUAUAGAUGGAAAUGGCUGGUCGCUAUCGAAAAGGGUGAGGAUUGCCAGGAGACCAUCGUUGGAGUCGCACAAUGGGCACGACUUGGCGAAGGAGGCAAGCUAAUGGAAUGCGGAUGGUAUGACCCUCGUAACUUUCUCAAGCCCGCGUCUUCAGUAAUCAUGAAGAUACAUGCCCUCCUAUGGCCUAACCGCGCAUGCGACCCAAAAGAAGAGGACGUGAUCGACCGCGCUUACCCGUGCUUUGACGGCGUCUGGUCUGGCGAUCGUGCUGAGUCAUGGUAUUUGGAGACAUUGGCAGUGCAUCCAGAUUAUCAGAGCCGGGGAAUCGGUCGGGCGUUGGUUCGAUGGGGUAUUUACCGUGCUGAGAAAGACGGUAUCUGCGCCUCAGUUGUCAGUGCGAAAGGCAAAGACGAGUUUUAUCGCAAGGCUGGCUUCGUGCUACAGGAUGGCUCCUCAGGUAUGGGACCAGGAAAUCCACUUGCCAACGUGGAAGGCGGAAAUAUUUGGUGGAAAAUGCGCGAGGGGUCUGGAUGA
Molecule: messenger RNA, 726 nt
Organism: Truncatella angustata
Lineage: Eukaryota; Fungi; Ascomycota; Sordariomycetes; Amphisphaeriales; Sporocadaceae
Product: acyl-CoA N-acyltransferase
Exons: 2
Coding region: 1-726 (241 amino acids)
Molecular function (GO): acyltransferase activity, transferring groups other than amino-acyl groups
Source: RefSeq, a predicted model, not a curated record